Molecule: messenger RNA, 1493 nt
Organism: Contarinia nasturtii (swede midge)
Lineage: Eukaryota; Metazoa; Arthropoda; Insecta; Diptera; Cecidomyiidae
Product: zinc finger protein 189-like
Exons: 4
Coding region: 166-1047 (293 amino acids)
Source: RefSeq, a predicted model, not a curated record
GUUGAGCUUUCAUAAUUCUUGUUCUGAAAAACCGUUGACAGGUACUGUAUAGAAUCUGCCAGUUGACAGAUUGUAUAAAUUGACAGAAUUGGAUAAAUGUCAAAACACAAAUCAAUUCAGUGGGAAUAUAGCAAUUAUUUCGGAUUUUAUUGAGGAGCAGCGAAAAUGGCCGUAACAAUUUGUGGAAAAAAACAAAAAGAUUUUUCAGACGCCAACGAUGAUUUUGGUUGUGACUUUUGUACGUUGGAAUUUUCCAAUUCGUUCGAAAGAAACGAACAUAUUUUGCAGCAUUUUCGUCAAACCAUUUGUUCGGGUUGCUUGGAAACGUUAAUAUGUAUUGGUGACAUAUGGUAUGGACCGCAUACAGGUUCCGGCUGUUGUGUAGCUACAACCGAAGCGACGUUACCCGCUUUUAUUGAAGUCAAACAUGAAGAAAUAAUUGAUGUUGAUGGGAACGAGAACUGCGAUGACGAUGCUCAUGAUAUAUUUAUUGAAAGUGAUUCAAUUGAAAAUGUAAUCGAAGAUGAUUCUAUUGGGGAGGUGGCCGAGGAUGAGAUGCCACCAUACAGUUUGGAUCGUUUGAGAGGCAUUGGGAUAGAAAAUUCAUUUGUAAGGGAAACAAUUGGCGGAAUGGAAGCCUCAACGUCUUUGACGAGAAAACAGUUGAACGAUCGGAAGUGUCCACUUUGUGGCAAAAGUAUUGUCAAUAAACAAAAUCUGAUAUGCCACAUGAAUAUUCAUAACAAUGUUAAGCCCUUUCGCUGUAAUGUUUGUGAGAAAUCGUUUGCGCAUAUCCGAAAUUUGAUUCGUCACAGAGAGCAACAGGGCCAUUGCGACAUGGAAUACAAAUGCGACUAUCGUGGAUGCAACAAAAGAUUCAUGAGCGGGAAUAAACUGAAUCGUCACAUCAAAUUGGAUCAUUUGAACCAACAACCUAUUGAAUUCGACGUUGAAAAGCCAAGACCAUAUAAGUGCACACAAUGCGAUAAAUCAUUCACAUCAAAGGGAUUUUUAUAUAAGCAUCAAAAGUGUCAUGGCAACGAAUAAUGACCCGAUGAAAUUUCAAAUUGGAAAUAAGCUUGAUAGAUACAUCUCACUGACUGAUAUACACUCAUAUUCCAUGUGCUAGAUCAUUUUCGAUUUUUUUUCGCAGAAUUAAUUUUUUACCAAAAGGAUAAUUACAAAAAAUACAAAGUAUUGAAUAAUUCAGUUUCGUGAACACGUUAAGCGUUUGGGGAAAUCUGUAGACGUUAACCGAAAUCUUUAUUCUUCUAUAGAAUUUUCAUCUUAACAGCGAUUCUGCCGUCCGUAUAUUCAUCUCAUACGUUCUCAUGAAGUGUAAGAAAAACUAUUCAAAAAAAUGAACGAUAGAAAUAAACUAGAGUUACAAAGAGUAAUAUUUAUUGUGAAAUUCUGUGUUAUGCUAGCUUAUAAAAAAAUGUUCUUAAUUUAAUAAGUUUUAUGCUGGAUAAAUACCAUAAUAAUAAUAAUAA